GUCGGCUUGCCAUAUUUUUCAAGCACCUACAGCCUUCACAAACAGAAGAAGAAGUACCGGAAGUGACAUACACAUUUUGCCUUGUCAGAAACUAUGGCUGAUCACUGCCUACUUUGUCAACAUUGGAUGUGUAUUAGGCAAUAUCUUAAGUGUUUUGUAUCAUUUCGUUGAACCAGUCUUGUGAUUCGUUGCCGGACUGUAUCUCCUUUUAGACGUCCCUGGUUAUUGAUGUUUUAGGGCUGCAAUGAGUGAUGUGGUUGAAAAAACUCUCACUGCUCUCCCCGGUCUGCUGUCUUUGGACUCACAAACAGGAGCCGGGAAACUUUCAUCCACUUCAAAAUUAGGGAAUUUGAUCAGAAGUAUCACAGAACUUACAUCCAAACAUGAUGAAGAAAAACUCAUUAAACGUGAACUGGUGGCCAUUAAGGAGCAGGUGUCGUCACCCAACACGACUAUGCGGCAGAUGAAGGAGAUGAUGGUGAGGAGCAUCUACUGCGAGAUGCUGGGCUACGAGGCCGACUUCAGCUACAUCCAUGCCAUCAAGCUGGCGCAGCAGGGCGCAGGGCUGGAGAAGAGAGUAGGCUACCUGGCAGUGUCCCUGUUUCUCAAUGAAAACCAUGAGCUGCUGCUACUCCUAGUCAACACAGUAUUAAAGGAUCUUCAGAGCACAAACCUUAUUGAAGUGUGUAUGGCUUUAACCGUUGUCAGCCAAAUGUUCCCCAAAGACAUGAUUCCAGCUAUUCUGCCGCUGGUUGAGGAGAAGCUGACUCACCCAAAGGAGAUUAUCCGUCGUAAGGCAGUGCUGGCGCUACACAAGUUUUACCUGAUCGCCCCCAACCAGGUGCAGCACAUCCAUAGUAAGUUCCGGAAAGCCCUCUGUGACAAAGACCCAGGCGUCAUGGCUGCCUCUCUGCACAUCUACCUCCAGAUGAUCAAGGAGGGUGCGGAGGCGUACCGGGAGCUGGCGGGCAGCUUCGCGGCCAUCCUGAGGCAGGUGGUGGGGGGGAAGCUGCCGGUGGAGUUUAACUACCACAGCGUCCCCGCCCCCUGGCUGCAGAUCCAGCUGCUCCGGAUACUCACUCUGCUGGGCAAGGACGACCAGAGCACCAGUGAGCUGAUGUACGAUGUCCUGGACGAGUCUUUACGAAGAGCCGAGAUCAAUCACAACAUCACCUACGCUAUUCUGUUUGAGUGUGUGAAAGCCAUCUACACCAUCCACCCAAAUGCAGAGCUGAUGGAAAAAGCUGCAAAAUGCAUCGGAAACUUUGUUUUGUCGCCCAAGAUAAACCUCAAAUACCUGGGGCUGAAGGCCUUGACGUAUGUCGUCCAGCAGGAUGCCAAUCUCGCCCUACAGCACCAAAUGACCAUCAUAGAAUGUCUUGAUCAUUCUGAUCGCAUCAUCAAACGAGAGACGCUGGAGCUGCUGUUCCGCAUCACUAAUGCACAGAAUGUGACUGUGAUCGUGGAGAAGAUGCUGGCCUUCCUGCGGUUGUGCCAUGAGGACUACACCAUCAUGGACCUGGUGGGGAAAGUGGCCGAGCUGGCAGAGAAGUAUGCACCAGAUAACCGGUGGUUCGUAGAAACCAUGAGCACGGUGUUCUCGGUGGGCGGAGACCUGAUGCCGCCGGACAUCCCCACCAACUUCCUCCGACUCCUGUCAGAGGGCUCUGACAGCGAAGAAGAUGACCGACAGUUGAGGGUGUACGCUGUCGAGUCGUAUGUCUCCCUGCUGCAAACUGACCCCACCCACCUACCUCAGCGCUUUCUACAGGUUAUCAGCUGGGUGCGUAACACACACACAUUCACAGUAUUUGCCCAGAACUCCCUGUCUCUGGAGCCGUACGGUCUGUCCCUGCCCAUCAGCCUGUCCUCUUGCAGCAUAGCGGACCGCCAGUCUCCCACACUGCUCUCCAUCAGCUCUGGCCUCUCAGGAAACAGCACUGAGCUCUUGCACAGAGCUGGCUCGGGCUCCUUGAGGCUGGAUGGGGUGAAGAGGAAGUGGGGUAAAGAUGGCUACCUGGCCCAGAGGGAGGUUCCGGAGGAGCCCUCCACCCCUCAGGAGACCAGCACCCCUGCACCUCAGCCCUCCCCCCAGCAGGGCGGCGCUCUCACUCCGCCGAGUGCUGAACCCUCAGAGGAGGAGCGGGACAAACAGCAGCUGGCCUCCUCUCUUUUCAUUGGGCUCAGCUCCCAGAACUCCACAUGCUUGAUGGGGAAACCAGAGGCUUCCUCCUCCCAGCGCUUCAGGAGGAAACAAAAAAAUACUGACUCUGCCUCCUCGUCCUCAGGAUCCUCCCACUCCUCCCGUGGUGCCAAUCACUUCCUGUAUAGCAGCCUAUUGGAGGAAGGCCCUGUCUCUCCCAUCAUGCUUACGCAGAACUCUGUGGCUCAGCCCAAACAUAAAGAAGCCAAUAGUACGCUCUCAGAAGGGGACAUGCCUUUUCUCCCGGCAGCAAAUGGCCUAGCUGAGGGGCAUGACCCAGAAGCCCCGGCCUCUCUCAUGUUGGCCAAUGAGGCGCUGUCCUCUGCAGGGGGCGGAGCCAGAGACUCUCCUUCCCUGAUGGGAGGUAUGGAGCUGGUGCAGCCCUGCCCUCUGACCCCUGACCCCUCUCACCGCUCUCUGUCCUCCCACCUGCCCCCGGAGCUGCAGAACCUCCCCUGCUCUGACUGCGCCUCCCUGGCGUCGGACGGCUGCCUGGCCCUGUCCUGCUGCCGCGUCCACCGAGAGGACGCCCUGGUGCUGGUGCUGCUCAUGGCCAACACUGGUGGCGCCACCCUGCUGGACGUCUCCGUGGAGCUGCAGUGCCCUCAGCUCAAGGUGGCCAGCCUCAGAGGGAAUGCUUUAGAGUCCCUUCCGUCCCAGAGUGUGAGUGUGUGUUGGUACACUCUGCUGAUGGAGGAGCCUCACACACACGUGGAGGUAACCGGCUCGCUCUCGUACAGGAAGGAGUGUGGCGCCUCACACACACCGGACAUCAGCGCCUCACACACACUGGACAUCAGCACACGGCUCUCCCUGGCCCAUUUCCUCAGGCCCCUGGUUCUCUCCACAGAGGAGUAUGGGAAGCUGUGGCUGUCCGUCUCGCAGGACGUCAAGCAGAAUAUCCAGCUGCUGGACCCUGAUAGGGACCCUCUGCGCUCCUCCCUCACCGCCCUCCAGGACAAGCUACAGCUCCACAUAGUGGACAUCAUAGGGUCGGAGGGCAUCGCGGCGUGCCAGCUGCUUCGACGGGGUCCGUGCCUGCUGCACUGCCGUGUGCAUGCGGGCGUGCUGGCACUGUGGCUGCGUUCGCCGGUGCCCGGCCUGCCCGACGGCCUGCUCUACCACUGCCAGCGGGCUCUACAGGAGCGCUGACCGCAGAACCCUCUCCGGUUCUCCAGCACGCUCACCAGGAACAGCAGAGGGACGGCGGUACUGAUUAUGGAACUCUCCUGGACGCUAAACCAGCAGGUCUUAACUCAGUGGUGCUGGAGGCAGUGUGCUCCAGCCUUGUGCACCCUCAGGACUGACUCCAGGGUUGGGGGAAGGCUGGUUCAUGCAUUACCAUAUUUAUUGUUUUUAAUAACUCCAUGUUGCGUUUGUGUUGAGCUUGUGUGGAUGUCUAAACUGCAGCUGUAUGGAUGGACCCAGAGCUGCAGGCCUUCAACAGGCUCUUUUUAACAGUCACUUUUCUAAAAGUCACCCUAUCACCCCCCAGACUCCGCUUGUGUUACAGCAGUGCUGAGGCUGGUGGAAUUAACACUAUAGAGCAAACUUCAUUUGAAUGGCUGACGCAUCUCACCUUUCCCAAAAACAAUAGUCUGCAAUAACUGUUUUGAUCUAUGCAUUUGUUUUGUAAGAACUGAACCAGUGUUUGUUGUCAACACAUUUGUUGCUGAAAUUUAUUUUUGUAUUGAGCAGCUAACAUAUAAAAAUCCAUUGCCUUA
Alosa alosa (allis shad) is the source of this 3927-nucleotide messenger RNA. RefSeq names its product adaptor related protein complex 4 subunit epsilon 1 (gene ap4e1). The record is from RefSeq and is a predicted model, not a curated record. Gene Ontology annotation, cellular component: membrane coat; AP-4 adaptor complex. Gene Ontology annotation, biological process: receptor-mediated endocytosis; intracellular protein transport. The transcript is spliced from 19 exons. The coding region runs from base 245 to 3355 and encodes 1036 amino acids. NCBI's taxonomy places the organism in Eukaryota, Metazoa, Chordata, Actinopteri, Clupeiformes, Clupeidae. Gene Ontology annotation, molecular function: cargo adaptor activity.